GAGAGGGAGCCCCGCUCCCCCCGAGGCGGGGCCGGCCGCGGCCCCGCUGCGUCAGAGCUGUGCAAACACCGCCGCCGCUAUUUAAGGGGCCGCGGCGGAGCAGCCCCCGACAUCCCGCUUGGGCGCACGCCGGUCUCCCGCGGUCCUCAUCGCUCCGGCCUCGGGGAAAGAAGGAAAGGAGGAAGCGAUGUACGGCGGGAUCUGCAUCUGCGUGCUCCUCGCCGCGCUGUCGGUGAGCUCCCUCGGCCAGCAGCCCGCGGGCUCACACGAUGGCAGCCCGCUGGCUGCUGAGCUCCAGCAGAGCCUGACAGAAGCCCACCGGCAUUCCCGCUCACCCUCCUCGGCGGGGCCGCUGAAGCCCGCACCGCGGCUGGAUGGCAGCUUGGAGCAGAGGGCGACUAUCGGAGCGCUGCUGGCCAAGUACCUGCAGCAAGCCCGGAAAGGUUCCACUGGGAGGUUCUCUGUCUUAGGAAACAGGGUACAGAGCAUUGAUCCCACGCACAGGAUAAAUGACAGAGACUACAUGGGCUGGAUGGAUUUUGGACGCCGCAGUGCUGAAGAAUACGAGUACUCCUCCUAAAGAACAGCAAACGAUAGCAACAGGAAAGAAAUCACACUCCCAUGUCUGUACAGAACGAGAAAAAUUAAUUUGUUGUCCUCUUCGAAUCAGUGUUUUAAACUAUAUCAUGUAUUUGAUGUAAAUUUGUCUGUAAGACAAUGCAAUAUAUUACAUAUGCAGAAUUUUCCAGGAAAAAUGUUUUCUUUCUUUUGUGGUUUCUCAUACACCGAUAUUCUAUUAAAAUGGUUUCACUUACCCCUUCUUGUCCUGUCGCUGGGUAUCUUACUACACAGAGAGGCAGGAGAGCACCUUUAUUCUGCAAUGCAGUAUAUCCAGGUGUUGCAUACUCAGACAAGCCAGCCACUUUUUAGGGAUAUCUUGUGACACUCUGAGGAGAAUUUGUCCAAAUACCAACACAGCAGCUGCCAGAAAAGGCCUGCUAUCCUCACAGUGACCCCAGCUGUGCAGAGCUGAGUGGUUGUAGUCUGUACCCAGCAGGGCUAAAGGGAGAAGGAAAAGAGGAAUGACACCAACGUGUCUCCCCUCUCCUCUUAUGAAGUAAAUGUGGAAGUUCUGCUGAUGGCUGUGGAUCAUGGAAUAAAGAGAA
This is a messenger RNA of Phasianus colchicus (ring-necked pheasant), 1166 nucleotides long. It is a transcript of the gene CCK, whose product is annotated as cholecystokinin. Gene Ontology annotation, biological process: digestion. The record is from RefSeq and is a predicted model, not a curated record. Gene Ontology annotation, cellular component: extracellular region; axon. Gene Ontology annotation, molecular function: neuropeptide hormone activity. Lineage: Eukaryota; Metazoa; Chordata; Aves; Galliformes; Phasianidae.